AUGUACGCCGACAUCGAAGCGUUAGUGCUUUCCGGAGAGCUUUUCAACGGCGCAGAGCGUUCGUCUUCUCCAACGCGAUCGGUUGAAUCCGACGAUGAUCCAGGAUGGCACGAUGAGGAGCUAGCCUCUGCCCAACAGGAACGCAACGAAAAGGGGCUCGAUUAUGACUCUGAUGUUGCUCAACGAGAUGCCAUCAGGGCACAGCAAGAGGCACAAUCUGAAUCGAUCGGUAUGGGACCUGGGAGAACAGGUGUCAAAGGUGUCAUCCGCGACCGCGAUGAAGCUGCUGGACUGCAACGAGAAAAGAAAGCGAAAGAGGCCGAAGACUUGAGGAAAAAGAUGGAAAAUGCCAACCUGGGAGGAAAAACUUUCUUGGAGGAGGAACGCGAGAAAGCACUUCGAGGAGAGAAACCCGACCCUUUGGUUGAGAAGGAGGUGGAGAAGGCUGAGGAGAGACGCGACAUGUUCGGGCAUAAGAGAGAGGGUCGUUUUGGCCAUCUACGUGAGGUGGGGCUAAAGGGUUUCGUGAGCUCCGUGGAGAACGAACAACGUGGGGUAUGGGUUGUGGUCCACUUGUACGAUGCGUCGUUAGAGAGAUGUUAUCUCCUCGAUGAAAAUCUUGCACGUCUCGCGCGAUCCUAUCCGGACACGAAAUUCCUCAGGGCAAAGGCUGCUGCCCUUGGUUUUGCCUCCCUAAGCGGUCCAAGUAAAUCCAAGUCCAGUAUUUCUCGUCCUCCGAAGCCAAUACAAGCAGACGACGAUGACCCGUAUGGCGACGAUAGAAAGGAAGACAGCGAAGAAGAAGACCAGAAUGACGACAAUGUCGACUUGGAUAUGCUACCAACAAUGCUUGUCUAUCGAAAUGGGGAAUUGGUACACAACUGGGUUCGGGUGGAUUGGGAGGCUGGACCAAUAGGCAUUGAUGAGCUACUUGAUAAGCACCACAUUCUACCGCGCACUGGGAGAAAGGACAAUCUCGGAUUUCCCAGCGAUGAGGAAGACUUUGACGUCCUAUUCAGCGACGACGAAGAUCUUGACCUAUAG
Messenger RNA from Cyclocybe aegerita, 1044 nucleotides. The record is from the annotation of a GenBank genome assembly. NCBI's taxonomy places the organism in Eukaryota, Fungi, Basidiomycota, Agaricomycetes, Agaricales, Hemipholiotaceae.